Messenger RNA from Neltuma alba, 2069 nucleotides. Its product is annotated as probable apyrase 7. Gene Ontology annotation, biological process: nucleoside diphosphate catabolic process. Gene Ontology annotation, molecular function: nucleoside diphosphate phosphatase activity. Bases 286 to 1923 code for a protein of 545 amino acids. Lineage: Eukaryota; Viridiplantae; Streptophyta; Magnoliopsida; Fabales; Fabaceae. The record is from RefSeq and is a predicted model, not a curated record. The transcript has 3 exons. Gene Ontology annotation, cellular component: membrane.
ACUAAAUUUCUCUAUACUCGGAAGUUGUCAUCGCCGGAUCUCCAUCGCAGGGAUCCACAGUCACAACAGAUGAGUUGCGAGAGGGAGAAUGAUCCGUAGAAUGGAAGAGAAGCUGUAGACACAGGCUUGUCUCCGCGACAGCGCAACCAGUGCUCUUAUCGGCUCUUCCCUGUGUUGUGGUCGACUGCAGGCAAAUUUUGAGUCUCAGGGAAAUGUGAAAGCCAACAGAAUUAGAAGGAGCUAGACUUAAGAUUUGUGACUUGUUGGUAUUACUGCUUUCUGUUGAUGGAAUUCCCCCAAUCACCUUCGAAAGUUAAGAAAUUUACCAAAAACAGAUGGAUGUUAAUGAUUGGUACUGUUAUUUUUCUCGUGAUGCUGCUGUUACUGGGUUUUUAUCUCGAAUUGGAUCACAGAAAAGCUAAUACUGUAUUCAAGGGGUCAUAUUAUGCUGUGGUUGUUGACUGUGGGAGCACGGGAACGCGGGUAAAUGUACAUGAAUGGACUGUGGACAGUGCGAGUACUUCAAACUUGCCUAUUUUGCUGCAUUCUUAUCCUGAUAAUACAACCCGGAGUUCACUCUGGAAUAGUUCCUGUCAGUAUCACUGCAUGCAAACCGAGCCGGGGUUAGACAAGUUUGUUAAUGAUUCAUCAGGUGUAAAAGAAUCUUUGGAACCAUUGAUUAUAUGGGCAGAGAAGGUGGUGCCACGUGAAAGGCAUAAAGACACCCCCAUUUUUGUUCUAGCAACAGCUGGGCUAAGGAGGUUGGCAAGUAGCGAUGCUGAGCAAGUUUUGGAAGAUGUGGAGGCUGUUGUGAAGGAUCACUCUUUUAUGUAUAAGAAUAGUUGGAUUAGAGUUUUGAGUGGAAUUGAAGAAGCAUAUUACGGUUGGGUUGCUUUGAACUACAAAAUGGGGAGCUUUGCUGGUUAUCCUAGGUCUCCCACCUUGGGCCUUCUUGAUUUGGGUGGCUCUUCCUUGCAGAUUGUGAUGGAGGUAGGUGACACAGAUGAUGGCAUACACACAAUGAGAUCAAAGCUCAAUUCAAUUGAACAUCAGAUUAUUGCAUACUCUUUGCCAGCAUUUGGCUUAAAUGAAGCAUUCGACAGGACUGUCUAUAUGCUCACAAAUAAUCAAAGUAGAGAGAAAACUGGGGUUAGCUUUGAAAUCAGACAUCCUUGUCUCAGAUCUAAUUUUUUGCAAAACUACACCUGCUAUUCUUGCUCCGGUUACCAGAAAAAUCAUAGUAAGCUUCCAAAAGAUGAACUUUCUUAUUUGCAUCUUGUUGGAGAACCGGAUUGGGGGCGGUGCAAAGAUCUUGCAAUUGCAGCUGCUUUAAACUUGAGUGAUUUGAGUGCACCGCAUCCAACAGUUGGCUCUGGUAUAUAUAAUUUAACAGCCGUUGCUCACCCAACAAGGCACUUCCAUGCUUUAUCUGGUUUCUUUCUUGUGCACAGCAAAUUAAAUUUGAGCCCAAGAGCCAACAUAACAAAGGUUUGGGGAUCAAGCAAGCGCUUGUGCUCUGCCUUGUGGGCUGGAUUGAGCAGUAUCUCUGACGAUCCAAAUUAUGCUGGACAAUUUUGUUUCCGGGCAGCUUAUAUGGCAUCAUUAAUUGAGUAUACUCUUCAUCUUGAUGAUGUAGAGAUGGUAUUUGGACCAGGUGAUGUUUCCUGGACGUUAGGUGCUGCAUUAGUUGAAGGGAAAUUCGUUUGGUUAAAUACUGCAGCCAGCAAAGUGCAGACCAUCAUUUCAACUUUAAAAAAUUUUGAGGUCUUGUCUUCGCCGACUUUUCUCUUUUCUAUAUUUCUACUCCUUUUGCUAAUUGUUUAUUGUAGUCAAAUUAAACUUCCUGUGCCAAGCAGAAGGGCUUCUGCUCCUGGCAUUUCUUUGCCAUCUUAUACUCAAGCGAGACAAUGGUCAAAAUUCUAGUUAGCUUUUGCAUAAAGUUUUGUUCAGUGUGUUUAGUUAGUAUUCUUUAUUUCUUGUAUCUCUUCUGCACAUAGAUUCCCUUUGGAAGAAUACUACUUUCAUAAAUUAAUGUUGAUUAUAGCAAAAGUUUUGGUGCCAAUUGCGCA